GCCCCAUCUGUUUUCCCCAGCGGUGAGAUGAUUAUAUUGUAUGGUACUGGGGGCGGCCGUAGCCGCAGCCGCAGGAUGGGGCGCGCGCGCGGACCCCGUCGGCAGCCGGAGCAGCAGACGCCUCAGUAACUCGGGCCCCCGAGCCGCCGCCCCCCGCCCGGGUCGCCCGCCCUCAGCUCAUGCACUCGCCGAGCGGCGGCAGCAGCGGGAGUAACAGCCGCCGCCGCAGCCGCCGCCACCCCCGCCCGAGAAGCUGAGGCGCUGAGGCGCUGCGACGCGGCGGGAGUCCGAGGCGGGCGGGCGAGCGGUGCGCGGGCAGCGUGGGGCCGCCGAGGCGCGCUUGGGGUUCGGGGCCGCCGCCGCCACCGCCGCGCCUGGGAGAUGUGCCCGGAGGAGGGCGGCGCGGCCGGGCUGGGCGAGCUCCGCUCCUGGUGGGAAGUCCCGGCCAUCGCGCACUUCUGCUCGCUCUUUCGCACCGCGUUCCGUCUGCCCGACUUUGAGAUCGAGGAGUUAGAAGCAGCUCUUCACAGAGAUGAUGUAGAGUUUAUCAGUGACCUGAUUGCCUGCCUGCUUCAGGGCUGCUAUCAACGAAGGGAUAUCACGCCUCAGACAUUCCACAGCUACCUAGAGGACAUCAUCAACUACCGCUGGGAGCUUGAAGAAGGGAAGCCUAACCCUUUGAGAGAAGCCAGUUUCCAAGACCUGCCCCUUCGUACUCGUGUGGAAAUCCUGCACCGCCUCUGUGAUUAUCGGCUAGAUGCAGAUGAUGUCUUCGAUCUUCUCAAGGGUUUGGAUGCAGACAGUCUCCGUGUGGAACCAUUGGGCGAAGACAAUUCAGGGGCACUCUAUUGGUAUUUCUAUGGAACACGAAUGUAUAAGGAGGACCCGGUGCAAGGAAAAUCCAAUGGAGAACUCUCAUUGAGCAGGGAAAGUGAAAGACAAAAAAAUGUCUCUGCUGUUCCUGGGAAAACAGGAAAAAGAAGAGGAAGACCUCCAAAACGGAAGAAACUACAGGAGGAAAUUUUAGUGAAUGAAAAGCAGGAAGAAAACUCCUUGGCAUCUGAACCACAGACAAGAAAUGGGUCCCAAGGGCCAGGUCAAGGCACUUGGUGGCUCCUGUGCCAAACAGAAGAAGAAUGGAGACAGGUCACUGAGAGUUUUCGGGAGAGGACCUCCCUUCGAGAACGGCAGCUCUAUAAGCUCCUCAGUGAGGACUUCCUGCCUGAGAUCUGCAAUAUGAUUGCCCAGAAGGGAAAGCGUCCACAGCGCACAAAGGCAGAGUUGCAACCUAGGUGGAUGUCUCACCACCUGUCCGUCAAAUCCAUCAAGAGAGAGGAGACCCCUGUGCUUACCAGAAUAGAAAAACAGAAGCGCAAAGAGGAGGAAGAAGAACGUCAAAUUCUUCUCGCAGUGCAGAAGAAGGAGCAGGAGCAGAUGUUAAAGGAAGAGAGAAAACGAGAGCUGGAGGAAAAGGUCAAGGCUGUAGAAGAUCGAGCAAAGAGGAGAAAGCUCAGGGAAGAAAGGGCAUGGCUGCUGGCCCAAGGGAAGGAGCUCCCCCCAGAACUUUCCCAUCUGGACCCUAGUUCCCCCAUGAGAGAAGAAAAAAAGACUAAAGACCUCUUUGAGUUGGAUGAUGAUUUCACUGCCAUGUAUAAAGUUCUAGAUGUGGUAAAGGCUCACAAGGAUUCCUGGCCCUUUUUAGAACCUGUGGAUGAAUCCUAUGCCCCAAACUAUUACCAGAUUAUUAAGGUCCCCAUGGAUAUUUCAAGCAUGGAGAAGAAACUGAACGGAGGUUUAUACUGUACCAAGGAGGAAUUUGUAAAUGACAUGAAGACUAUGUUCAGGAAUUGUCGAAAAUAUAAUGGGGAAAGUAGUGAAUAUACCAAGAUGUCUGAUAAUUUAGAGAGAUGUUUCCAUCGGGCAAUGAUGAAGCAUUUUCCUGGUGAAGAUGGAGACACAGAUGAAGAAUUUUGGAUCAGAGAGGAUGAAAAGCGAGAGAAAAGGCGGAGCCGGGCUGGACGAAGCGGUGGAAGCCAUGUUUGGACCCGCUCCAGGGACUCUGAAGGGCCCAGCAAGAAACAGCAGCCUGUGGAGAAUGGAGGAAAGUCCUUGCCGCCUGCCCGCAGAACUUCCUCUUCUGGGGAUAAUCAAAGUAGCAGUUCCACACAACUCCCUCGGGAGCUGGGCACCUCAAAUGGCCGAGGCUUUUCUCGUCCCCUACAUUAUGGUGGGAUGCCUAACCAGGCACCCCUUUUAAACCAGAUGAGGCCAGCAGUACCAGGAACAUUUGGCCCUCUUCGAGGAUCAGAUCCUGCCAAUUUAUAUGUCUCCUCUAGGGUCCCAGAACCACACCCUGGAGAACCUAUGCAGCAGCAUCAGCCUUUUGCCGUGCAGCCUCCUGUUGGAAUUAACAACCACCGAGGACCCAGGCUAGGCACUCCAGAGGAGAAGCAAGUGUGUGGGGGGCUGACACACCUCAGUAAUGUGGGAUCACAUUCUGGAUCUUUGCAGCUUAGACAGAUGGGUGGCACUAGUCAGGAUGGCAAUAUUUAUCCCCCGACUCAAUUCCAGUCAGGAUUUAUUCCUCCGAGGCAUGGUGGGGCUCCAGCCCGACCCCCAGACUUUCCUGAAAGCUCAGAAAUUCCUCCUCCCAGCCACAUGUACCGAUCGUACAAGUAUCUGAAUCGAGUACACACCGCUGUCUGGAAUGGAAACCAUGGUGCUACAAACACAGGACCCUUGGGCACAGAUGAGAAGCCCCCCAUGGGGCCAGGACCCUCUCACCAGCCUCGAGCUCUUGGUCAUAUGAUGGAUUCCCGAGUGAUGAGACCUGCUCUUCCCCCAAACCAGUGGACUGAACAAUCAAGUUUUCUACCUCAUGGAGUUGCUUCUUCAGGGUAUAUGCGACCACCCUGUAAAUCUGGUGGACAUCGGUUACAGCCACCUCCAGCCCCAACACCAAGUUCUCUUUUUGGAGCACCUUCCCAUGCUCUGCGGGGGGUGCAAGGAGGGGACUCCAUGAUGGACAGCCCAGAGAUGAUUGCCAUGCAGCAGCUCUCUUCCCGAGUUUGCCCACCAGGUGUGCCUUACCACCCCCAACAGCCUACACCCCCCCAUUUAUCUGGCCCUUUUUCACAGGUAGCUCACUCGACAUCAGUAAGUGUGUCAGCCCCCAAGCCUACCUUGGGGAACCCUGGCAGGACACAGGAUAGCAGUGAAACACAAGAGCCUGAGAAUGACCGAGCAGAUCCCUUGACUGGGCUUGAGGAGAAACCACCAAACAUGGGUGCUUCAGAGGGGAUGUACCUCAAACAGCUACCUCACCCUACACCUCCCUUGCAGACUGACUGUACCAGGCAGAGCUCACCACAAGAAAGGGAAACAGAGGGCCCAGAGCUCAAAAGCAACUCCUCAGAAUCUGGCGACAACUGGAAGGCAACAAAGAGCAAGAACACAUGGCCCACAGAGAGUGGCUCUACCAGUCCAGCCUCUCAGGGGUGUAUGCAAGACCUCUCCACUCUGGCAGAGAGAGUGGCUCUCCCCGAAAACGGACUGAUUGUUGAAGCAUCCCCUUGUGGCUCAGAAGGGAAAGGCCUUGGUGGUAGUGGUUCAGAAAAGCCACUCUGCCCCAAAGGCAAAGUGCUACCAGAAACCAUCCCAUGUACAAGGCAGAACCCAGCCACACCUCCCAACACAGACCCCAGUCUGAUGGGAGGCGCUGUAAGCCAGUUUUCCCCCUUGUACAUGCCUGGCCUGGAAUACCCAAAUUCAGCUACACAUUACCACAUCAGUCCAGGCCUGCAAGGUUUGGGCCCUGUGAUGGGAAGUAAACCCUCAGUGUCCCAUCCUCAGCAUUUCCCCCCUAGGGGCUUUCAGUCUAACAACCCUCAUUCUGGAGUCUUUCCCCAGUAUCGCCCCCACCAAGCAAUGAGGUAUUCCUACCAGUCACCACCUCAGCCUUCCUACCAUCACUAUCAGCGAACUCCUUAUUAUCCGUGUCCACAGGGCUUUUCUGACUGGCAGAGACAUCUUCAUCCCCCAGGAAGUCCAAGUGGGCUCCCACCACCUAAUCCAGCCCCCCCAUCAAGGCCCCUCUUCUCAGAUAAGAGCACCUUGACUAAUCUGCAAGGCUGUGAUACACUGAAUGCUGCCUUAACUUCCCCAACCCAAAUGGAUGCAGUGGCUGCUAAAGUAGUCUCAACUGAUGGGCAGAAUCCCGGUCCAGAGGAAGACAAGCUAGAUGAAUCUGUAGAGAGGCCAGAGAGUCCCAAAGAGUUUUUAGACCUGGACAACCAUAACGCAGCUACCAAGCGGCAAAGCUCAUUGUCAGCAAGCGAGUAUCUUUAUGGAACUCCUCCUCCACCUCUGAGUUCAGGGAUGGGAUUUGGUUCAUCAACUUUCCAGCCUCAUGGCGUGAUGCUACAGACGGGGCCUCCUUACACACCUCAGAGGCCCACCAGUCAUUUCCAGCCCAGGGCUUACACUUCCCCCGUGACUGCUCAACCGCCUCACCAUCCAGUGGCUGCCCAGCCCAACGGCCUCUCUCAGGAAGGCCCCAUCUAUCGCUGCCAAGAAGAGGGCCUGGGUCACUUUCAAGCUGUAAUGAUGGAACAAAUUGGCACUGGAAGUGGAAUAAGGGGACCUUUCCAGGAAAUGUACAGACCAUCAGGAAUGCAAAUGCAUCCAGGCCAGUCACAGUCCUCGUUCCCAAAGACCCCAGCACCAGCAGCGUCCCAGGAAGAGCUUCCACCACAUAAGCCCCCCACACUUCCUCUCGAUCAGAGCUAGUCCAAGGAGGAAAUAAACCCCAAGGAAACAGAAAGCUGCACAUGAAGACUGGAACAUGGAGAAUUUAGGGAAACGAUCCCUGCCCAUCUCUAUUCCUGUUACCCUGCCACACCCCUUCAUAGGGCAUCCCAUCUCGCCGUCCAAGAGCUGGAGCCUUUCCUGGAGCCUUAGAAGCAUACUCCUUAGACUAACACCAGCUUGUAAAGGUCCUUGGUUGGGGAUCCCUCGUUUGGCUGAUGGUCAAGAACAAAUGAACUGAAAUUAGUCAUGGCUGUUCUAAGUCCUGAGACUCUCGUUCAGGGAAAAUCAUCUUAAACUUGGGGGAGGGGGUCACACUUAAGAAUGGAGUGGUGCUUCUGAACUUUCAUGAGCAGCUAAACUCAGGUAUAUAUUUGGGGAAGGGACUUCUCUUAGUAUUCAUGUGUUUGGAGCUGGGUCCAGUUUACAGAAUUUUCAUGUUGCCUUUUAAAAAUAAUUUUUGUUGUUAGUGGUGAAUGUAUUGUA
Molecule: messenger RNA, 5292 nt
Organism: Mustela lutreola (European mink)
Lineage: Eukaryota; Metazoa; Chordata; Mammalia; Carnivora; Mustelidae
Product: chromatin remodeling regulator CECR2
Exons: 19
Coding region: 382-4788 (1468 amino acids)
Biological process (GO): chromatin remodeling
Cellular component (GO): CERF complex
Molecular function (GO): protein binding
Source: RefSeq, a predicted model, not a curated record